This is a messenger RNA of Cryptosporidium muris RN66, 1611 nucleotides long. RefSeq lists its product as uncharacterized. Lineage: Eukaryota; Apicomplexa; Conoidasida; Eucoccidiorida; Cryptosporidiidae. Bases 1 to 1611 code for a protein of 536 amino acids. The record is from RefSeq and is a predicted model, not a curated record. The transcript has 7 exons.
AUGGCAAAUGCAUCAGCAAUAAAGUUUUUUUGUGAAAAUGUUGGCUUAACAGGAUUUGAUACAGAAAAUGCUCUUUUUAUGACAUGUAAAGAACUAUUUGAUAACUCAAUGGAUGCAUGUAGGAAGAGGGAGCAUGGGCAAUGGGGAAAUUUAAUGCCAAAGAUUCAGGUUUCUGUUAUGUAUGAUUAUAUUUUGGAUAGAAAUGAUCCAAGGCUUUCAAUUAGAGUACAGGAUACAGGAUGUGGUAUCUCACUUGAAUCUAUUGAUCUACUAGGAACCUUAUUUGGAACGAGCAAAAAGGUAAAAACAAAACACUUUUAUUCUGGACAAUUUGGAGUUGGACUUAAGAUGAUUUUACUGUAUGCAACUCAACAUGGAAAAGGAAUGGUUCAAGUCAAAAUGAGAAUGGGUGAUUCAAUAUGGUUAUUUAAAUUAUUAUGCGAUAUUAAUACUGGUACAUUCUAUGUAGGAGAAAGUGAAAAACUACAGGUGGUAAACUGGGAAUGGGUGACAGAAUUUACUGUCAUACUUCAUUUAAAUUUAGAUCCUGAUAAAUUUGGAGAAAAGUGUACAUCAACUAAGGAUCAUUGUAAAAAAAGCAUGGAUAAACUAAAAAGUUAUAUGUCACUUAGUAGAUUGUGGUAUCAAGAUAUUGCUGUAAAAUUAAAUACAAACUUAUAUGAUGUAGAUAUUAUUUGGCCACCAAAAAAUGUAAUGACAUUUCAAGAACUUUUAAAUGAUAAAUGGGAAUAUAUAUAUUCCGACAAACAUUCAAAAUAUAAAGUACAAGCUGUUUUUGGGUUUUUGGAUACCGAGACCUUUAAAAUUUCAGAGGAAAAUUUAAUGGAUCCUUAUAAAAGUGGAAAUUUAUAUGUGUAUAGAAGUGCAAAUGGCAUGCCAAUAUUUUCAAAGGAAGUAGCAACAUGUGAUAUACUAAGUGCUAUAAAAACAUUUUUAAAACGAUAUGGGGCUUCAUUUGGAAUAAAACCAAACCCUAAAUUUACUGAAUAUCCAAAGCAGCCAUAUGAUGUUAUUGAUAAGCUAAAAGGAAGCGAGACUCCCAUAUCAAUAACUAUUGCAUCACAUGCUCAAUAUGUUCACCGAGUCCUUUUUGUUAAUGUUAGUGGAUAUGAGAUCCAAUAUGGAACACUGGGUAAAACUAGUCUAAAGAGUAAUAGUGGCCUUUCAGUAUUAAUCCAGCAAACUUUAAGAGUUCUAUUAAAGAAUUUGCAGGAACGUUUCCCAAAGGAAUUAAUGCAUGUCAAGGAUUUUACUAUGAAACAUGCAAUUUCAACCUAUUGCCCCAUUAUGGCACAGAAUAUUUCCUCUAUGAUUUUAAGGUCUAAUUCUGUACUAUUCAAGAAAGGCCUCCUUAGCAUAAUUUCAAAACAUAGUCGUGAAGAUUCAAAGAAACUUAAUGAUCUGAUAAAUUCACAUAGUGACAACAAGGAACAAAUACAAGCGAUCUUAGAAAGAUCUUUAUCUGAGUGGUUAUUAGCUAAUUAUGAUGGAAUUCAGAUUCAAGAAAGGAAUACCAAUGCAGAAGAUUUAUCUGAUAGUGAAUUUGCCGUAACUAAGGAUAACAUUUUACAAGAAGACUCUCUUGAUUAG